This is a messenger RNA of Coffea eugenioides, 1455 nucleotides long. RefSeq lists its product as uncharacterized. Bases 247 to 1263 code for a protein of 338 amino acids. The record is from RefSeq and is a predicted model, not a curated record. NCBI's taxonomy places the organism in Eukaryota, Viridiplantae, Streptophyta, Magnoliopsida, Gentianales, Rubiaceae. The transcript has a single exon.
GAGUCCUUAUACUUCUCCUUACAGCUAAAAAGCAGCAGAAAACUUGAGUGCCCUGCUCUCUUCUUGUUAAACACCAUAAGAUCACAUUCAUAAGCCUCUGAACUUUUUCUCUCCUCUCCCUUUAUCUCUCUCUCUCUCUCUUUUUCACCUCCAGUGUGUGUUGUUCUAUGUGCUAUUGGAAAGGUUUUGUGAGGGGGAUAUAACGUUUUCUUCUACCAUCCAUCUAUCAAAAAGCAAAGAAAAACAAUGAUCCCUGCAUGUUUCAGCAGCCCAGAAUCCAACUCAAACAGCUCGUCACCAACACAAAUGCCUCAAAACCUCAUUACAUGCAUUUAUCAAACUCACCUGUGCAACUCACCAACCCAUCUCACACUCACCUGGUCAAAAACCCUCUUCUCCCAUACCCUAACCAUCCAUGCACCAGGUUUUUUCUCCAUAACCAUUCCUCUGUACCCAUCAUCCUUCCCGUUCUUCAGGGCCCGGCCCGGAUCUAAAUCCAUACACUUGACCAACAGCCAUUAUAAGAAACUGAAGUUGUACUGGGACUUUACUCGGGCCAAGUUCACUCAGCAGAACUCAGCUGAGCCCGAGUCAGGUUUCUACUUUGCAAUUGCUUGCAAUUCAAGAAUGGAGUUCUUUCUUGGUGACCGGUUCGACGAGUUGACUCGGCGGGCCGAGUCGGUCUUUUCCAGAGUCCGGUACUCGGACGAGUCAACUCUGUUGUCUAGGCGAGAGCAUGUGUUUGGACGCAGGAGUUAUGUGACCCAGGCUCAAGUUAUGGGGUCCAAACAUGAAAUUGGAAUAGAUUGUGGCGGUGGAGUGCUCAAAGUAAAAGUCGACGGAGAAACAAGGCUAGUGGUCAAAAGGCUAGCUUGGAAAUUUAGGGGGAACGAGAAAAUUACUGUUGGUGGAGUGGAAGUAGAGUUUUAUUGGGAUGUGUUUAAUUGGAUAAAUAAGUGUGACAUUCACAAAAAUGGGAGUGCCCAUGGUGUAUUCAUUUUCCAAAUUGGUGAUGGUGGAAUUUGGCCUGAAAUGGUUGGAGCUGAGAAAAAAUUAAUGAGGAAAAGCUUGUCCUCUGUGGUGGCGGCCGCCGGGCAAUCGGGCAUGUCAUCGGUGUCUUUGCCACCGUCUCCGUCGUGCUCUAGUGUGUUGCAAUGGGCUGAGGAGAGUAGUGAUUGUGGAAGAAGUUCAUGUUCAUCUACAAGGUCAAGUGGGAGUGCUGGAGGAUUUUCCUUGUUAUUGUAUGCUUGGAGAAAAGAGUAGUUAAAAGGUUUGAAAUUGUGAUUCAAUUGAUCAAAUAUUAUUCUUGAUUGUUUAUAAUUGACAAUUUUAUGUCUUGCACAUUAUUGUACAACUUUGAUAUAAAUGUUUCUGAGGUUGUGCAAAUACGAAGAAAUUUUGUGUAUUCUUGUAGCAUCUGAGUGUACAAUGGACUAAGCCAUUUCCUUUUGUUCA